This is a messenger RNA of Teleopsis dalmanni, 1670 nucleotides long. RefSeq lists its product as uncharacterized. The coding region runs from base 1 to 1602 and encodes 533 amino acids. The record is from RefSeq and is a predicted model, not a curated record. NCBI's taxonomy places the organism in Eukaryota, Metazoa, Arthropoda, Insecta, Diptera, Diopsidae. The transcript is spliced from 15 exons.
AUGUUUGGAUUAUCGUACUUAGCUUAUUUUCUGGUUAAUCUCGAUAUGCGCUUGGGUUUAGUGAAAUUUGUCAUACAAAAUCCACACAAAACCUAUGCAAAGAUGUGCGAGUCUAUACCGGAAAAGUGUGGCAAUAAACAGCAAUCUAACUGUGGUGAGAGUUCAUCGAAAAAAAGUCCUCAAGUUGGUUGUGAUGAAGAGUCCUUAGAUGAUAGCUUUGAACAGUUUAAACAACACCAAAAUCUUUCAAAUUCCUCAAGAAAAAGUGUACAAAUUGGUUGUGGUCAGAAGUCUGCAUCGGAAAAGUGUGGCAAUAAACAGCAAUCUAACUGUGGUGAGAGUUCAUCGAAAAAAAGUCCUCAAAUUGGUUGUGAUGAAGUGUCCUUAGAUGAUAGCUUUGAGCAGUUUAAACAACACCAAUCUCUGGCAAAUUCCUCAAGAAAAAGUGUGCAAAUUGGUUGUGAUCAAAAGUCUGCAUCAGACAAAUGUGGCAAUAAACAGCAAUCUAACUGUGGUGAGAGUUCACCGAGAAAGAGUGUUCAAAUUGGUUGUGGUGGAAAGUCAACACCGGAAAAAAGUGGUGGCAAUAAACAGCAAUUAAACAAUAGUAUUAAUCCAUCGAAAAAAAGUCCUCAAAUUGGUUGUGGUGGAAAGUCUACACCAGAAAAAAGUGCCAGCAAUCCAACACAGCAAUCUAAAUGUGGUGAAAGUUCAUCGAAAAAGAGCUCACAAACUAAUUGUGGUGGAAAGGCUACACCUGAAAAAUGUGAUGACAAGAAACAGCAAUCUAAAUGUGGUGAAAAUCCGUCGAAAAAGAAUUCUCCAUCUGGCUGCGGUGAAAAGGGUUCACCGCCUCCAGAAGAACGUAACCAAGCUGGAAAGAAUUCUUCAAAAAAAGCUUUAGAAUUUGAUUGUAAGCAGAAGUGCCCUCAAGAAAUGGAUUUGGCUUGUAAAAAAUUAACACUGAAAGAACGUCAACAUAUAGUUAAAAUGCAAUUACAGAAAUUGAUAAAGGAUGAAAACUGCCCCGGAGCUAUAGUGGAAACAUUGCAGGGAAAGUUAGAUUUUAAUAACUUGUCUUUUAAAGUAACGUUAGGUGAGAACUAUAAAGUAAAUCCAAAUUUGCCAGAAGUGGAGCCGAUAUCACUAAUAGAAGCCUUCCUCAAACGAAUUCAGGUCGAAAAAGAUAAUAUAGAAUCAUAUAAGAGAAGUGCUAAUUUCAGGGAUACAUUUAAUUUUAAAGUUAGAGGCAUUUUUUCAUAUUAUGACAGUCAAUUUAAUACUGAACUCAAUGCAGCUAUAAAGACUUUUAUUUUGGCAGAUCUGAUAUACAAAAAUUGCCAUCCACCAAUACACGCACAACCAUUUUACAGCCUUAUUCGUAAAGGUGAAGUAACUUUGGAUGAAGAUAGUAAAAUUACAAGAACUUACAACAUAUCAACAACUACAUAUAAUCCAAUUCGGGAUGAAAACAUGUACGAAGAUGUAAUAGUAGGAGACCAACCAUGUCGUUCAAAGUCCAGAGCACGUGAUAUGCUUAAAGCUAUAGCGUCAUUUAAGCGUAAACGCAGUUUGCCCCAGUGUAAUCACGAUGACGACUGAUUAGUAUUUUUCAUUAAAACUGAAACGAUCUCGAUGGAUUAAACAUACAAUAGUUUCAAAAAUUAUUA